Messenger RNA from Brassica rapa (field mustard), 966 nucleotides. RefSeq names its product protein TIME FOR COFFEE-like. The record is from RefSeq and is a predicted model, not a curated record. Lineage: Eukaryota; Viridiplantae; Streptophyta; Magnoliopsida; Brassicales; Brassicaceae. Gene Ontology annotation, biological process: regulation of circadian rhythm. Gene Ontology annotation, cellular component: nucleus.
GAUUAAGAAAAGGUAAUACGGCAGGAGAUAUGAGCCGUGGAUUUAUUCGGGUCGCUACUGCUUUUAUUAUGAGGAGCACAAAUAAAGGAGAUAAUGGGAAGCAAGUAUAGAGAGAUAGAAGAAAGAAAGAGAGAGAAGGAAGCGGAAGCAAUUAGAGAGAUGGAUAGAAAUAGGGAAGCUAGACGAGUACCCAUGGCGGCUGCCGGAAAUGGCCUGUCACGGCGGAGGCAUAGAGCCGGAAGCUUCAGAGAUUCUCCAGAGGAGGAUGUUCCGGUGGAGUUACCGGAGGCGGCGAGGCUGAGAGAUCGAGGAGGGAGUACGAAGAAGGAACGAGAUCGGGAACGUGACAGAGACCGUGAGAGGGAAAGAGAACGGGAUAAUAGAGAGCGAGAUCGGUUACAUAACCGGAGCAAAAGACGGAGAGGAGAACGGUUAGUGAUGGUUCACGGCGACGACGGCGGUGACGACAGCUCGGAAGAGAGUGUCAACGACGAUGAAGAAUAUGACGACGGCGGAGGAGGAGGCGUCGGACCACCGUCCUCGUUAAAGAUGCUUCCUCCUUCUAGCAAUAUCUCCGCCGCUUCUUUUUCAUCGUCUCUUUCAAAUCACCACCACCACCACCACCACAGCCACAACCACCAGAGAAAAAACUUUCCGCCAACGUCGAAAGUCUUCAGAUCGCCUCCUUCUCCGGCGCCGGUGACACCUAUCGUCUCGUCGUGGAAGGCCGCCGAUGAGAUGAUCGGUGUAGCCGUUCCUAGAAAAGCUCGGUCAGGUAGAGAGCUUGUACAAAGAGACCGCAUGAAUCAUGGGCAUCAAGUGCUAGCGGCGGUGGUGUUUUUGCUUCCGGAGAGCAAAUCCACCGCCAAGUGUCUCCGGCUUCUAAUUUAGCGUCUCCCUCUCCUCCCGCUCCUACAUCUCCGUCUUCAUCUAACGUCUCUGCACGGAAAAAGAUGCCGUCGGGGA